UUCCUAAAAGACAGAGCUGUUAAUCAAAACAAAACAAGAGUGAUUUUAAAUGGUUUUCUAACAUGUCGAGUACUUCCGCAGCAAAUGUAGCCACCCAUGAAGAUCCAGCAAUUUGGCACAAAUGGUGUCGCCUAUGUUCCCAAGAUCAUCCGACCAACCGGAAUGUGUACUCCAGGGAGGAGCAGCCGAACUCCUGGACGAGCAUGUUGGCCAUGACCGUGGGCAAAUACUUCUGGGUGGAUAUCAAAAAGGAGGAUGAGCUGAGCAACUACCUGUGCUCAGAGUGCUUCACAUUGAUGGAUUGCCUCAUGGAAUUCUCGGAGAGAGUUCGCAAAGUACAGAUCCUCUUCAACAGAUUGCAGGCCUUAAAACCGGAAGCUGUGGUAAACUAUGAGGAACUACGAGAGGAUUGCGGCUUGGCCAGCGACGAAUGGAAGCAUAUAAUGUACAGAGCAGUGGCACUUCCUCCUUACAAACAAGAAGAACUCAAAACCAAUGGAAUGGAACAGCAAGUUAUAGUGAUAGAACAGGAACAGCAGCAAACUCAAGAGUUUGUCCAGGAGCUACAUAUCGCUGGAGAGGCACUACAAACCGCUGGAAUGGAAGAGGAAAUCCUAGAGGACGAGGGUGAGCACCUUGCAGAGGAAGAGGUCGAAACUAUGGAGGAGGAAGUGCAGCAGCAGGAAACCUCAGAUUGCCUGGUUGAAGUGGAUCGCAUAGCGGAGGAGGAAUUCAUCGAAGAAUCAAGGCUAACAGAAAACCAAGUUGAAGAUUUUCAAGUUAACACAUAUGAAGCUAUAUCCCAAGCCCGCCCACACGAACUUCUUAGAUCGAAAGCUGUCGAAGAAGCUAUGGAGCCCGAAGACGAUGCCUUUGAAGAGGAAACAUCCGAGGAGCCAGCCCCAUACAAGUGCAGCAUUUGCAAAAAGUCGUACAAGAGACCCAACGCCUACAUGCGACACAUGGAGGAAGUCCACAAAACCGUACCCAGAGAUCUCCCACAAGUGCUAUGCAACACUUGUCCCCACUGCGAAAAGCGUUUUACCGCUCCUGCAUCUCUUCGGAGACAUAUAGAAGGGUUUCACAAGCAAGUCAAGCCUUAUGUCGCCGAAGCCUCUGAUUGCCUGGUCGAAGUAGAGCAUAUCGCGGAGGAGGACUACAUCGAAGAAUCGCAGAUCAUAGAAGAAGGCCAAGUGGAAGACUUCCAGAUUGAAACUUAUGAAGUAAUAUCCACAGCGCAGCCAGCAGAACUCCUUAAAUCAAAAGCCGCGGAGGAAGCUCUAGAAUCCGAUGACGAUACACAUGAAGAUGUUUCAUCUGAGCAUCUCAUAGAAGAUGAAGAAGAGGGGAUUCCAGAGGAGCCAACCAUCUACAAGUGCAGCAUUUGCAACAAGCCGUACAAGAAACCCAAAGCCUACAUGCGUCACAUGGAAGAAGUGCACAACACCGUGCCCAAAGAUCUUCCACAACUGCUGUGCAACCAGUGCGGAUUAUGUUUCCCCUCGGCCACUCAGCUGGCCUCCCACUACCGAACCCAUUUACCCCCCGCAGUGAAGUCCGAUAACUCCUGUCCGCACUGUGAAAAGCGUUUCACCACUCCGGGAACACUGAAGCGGCACAUAGAGGGGGUUCACAAGCAGAUCAAGCCCUAUGUUUGUGACAUCUGCGGCAAGAGCUUCAACUAUGUCACCGGGCUCAAAGAUCACAAGCUGGUCCACACCGAGGAAUGUCCCUUCGAGUGUCCCGUGUGCCUGCGACGCUUUAAAAACAAAGCUAGAUUAAAGAUUCAUUCCGAUACCCACAGUGCCCAAAUCUACGAGUGUGCCAUAUGCGGCUUGAAGCUCAAGACCCGCCGAACCUUCAACAAGCACAAAUUGGUCCACUCAGAUGAACGGCAGUACAAAUGUGAUGUCUGUGGAUCGGCAUUCAAGCGGAGCAAGACCCUGAAGGCGCAUCUCAUUCUGCACACUGGCAUCCGGCCGUAUAAGUGCAACUUCUGCGGCAUAGACUUCUCCAACGGCUCCAACUGUCGUUCGCACAAGCGAAAAGCGCAUCCCAAGGAACUGGCCGAGGAGGAAUCGCGCGGAGUUUCGCGGUCCACGCUACUUCCUAUGCUGGAUGAACUUACCAAGGCAUCCAAGCUUAUUAAAACACCCGCUAAGCCGAGCAAAACCAAGGGUAGUAGGCCAAAAGUUCCGCCGAAAGCAGAAUCAUCCGCAAAGGACACUGAUGGAAAUGCUAUCCUCUACGAACUUGUUGAGGAGCUUGAUUACUCCUAGAGUGUAGCUGGUACUCACCUGUAGACGGAGUCGUCGUAGACGAGCAGAAUUCGCAGCGGCUGCUCAGCGGCCACGCUGCGCC
This is a messenger RNA of Drosophila biarmipes, 2361 nucleotides long. Its product is annotated as zinc finger protein weckle. NCBI's taxonomy places the organism in Eukaryota, Metazoa, Arthropoda, Insecta, Diptera, Drosophilidae. Gene Ontology annotation, cellular component: nucleus. The coding region runs from base 63 to 2279 and encodes 738 amino acids. The record is from RefSeq and is a predicted model, not a curated record. The transcript is spliced from 5 exons. Gene Ontology annotation, molecular function: zinc ion binding; RNA polymerase II cis-regulatory region sequence-specific DNA binding; DNA-binding transcription factor activity. Gene Ontology annotation, biological process: regulation of transcription by RNA polymerase II.